GAUGGCCACUGGAAUCGUCCGCCAGAUGAUAGCUAUCUGGAUGAUGGGUUGAUCGCUGGAAUCCCUGAUGAGACGGAUCACUGCGUCAGUAAUAACUCACCACUAUCCUUCACAUCCUCACCCAACCGACAGCAAGAAGUCAUCAACAGUAAUCAAUCUGUCGACGUGAACGAAAAUAUCAGUAGUCACGGAUCGAAUGCUGGCAAAAAAACAUCGGAACAUCGAUAUUCUCUAUCACAACCGAUCGAAACAAACGAUAGCGCAGAUGAUAACCGUGAAAAUGACUCAGAUUCGCAACAGUGCGCAUCAACACAGCAAAUCACCGAACCGGAACGUGCCCGCGAUGAUGGCCUUUUGAGGAAACGUCGUGGACGUCGUGCAUUGGCUCCGCCAAAAGUUGCUGAUGAAUUUUUCGGAGUGUAUUGCUUGAUCAGUCGAAGUCCCAAUAAAUAUUUCAAGGUGAAUAUCAGAUGA
Anisakis simplex (herring worm) is the source of this 474-nucleotide messenger RNA. The record is from the annotation of a GenBank genome assembly. NCBI's taxonomy places the organism in Eukaryota, Metazoa, Nematoda, Chromadorea, Rhabditida, Anisakidae.